Molecule: messenger RNA, 3152 nt
Organism: Vitrella brassicaformis
Lineage: Eukaryota; Vitrellaceae
Source: the annotation of a GenBank genome assembly
GGCGUGAGGUUUAAAGAUGGGCAAGAAGGGCGGAAGCAAAGGUGUGGGCAGGAAAGGUGGAGGAGGUCGGCGCAAGAAGCACAAGAUGGACCUCGAGGAUCUGUGGCAUCAAUCCAAGGCCAUCAAGGACGCACACAAGGACAGGAAGACGCAGAUCAGCAAGGACAAGAAGACCAAGAAGCAGAAAGCAAGCAGGGAUGAGUCUCCCAGCAGCCAUGACCACGAAGCUGCUCAGCCGAGUCGGAUGCAUGAAGCCGAGAAAGGGGAUGACGAGAGAUGGCUGGAGGCUCCCCCAGGCCCUUCUGGUGCGUUCGCCUCGCUGAUGGCCUCCCUGCAUCUACCGACAGACGCAGGCAGGAAGGCCAAGAAACGGGAGAGAACUAUCGAGGCCGAGCCGGGCGGUGGUUUGGAUGACAGCCCAACAUAUGACGUGGUCAUGGCUGAGGAGGGGGAGGGGCAAGAAGAUGAGGGAGACGAGGGGCCGUCGGCUGACAUCACGUCGAGCGAGCGGGAAGCCGAGGAGCAGGCGGACCUGCUGCAGGAGGCCCCGCUGCCUGACGACGAUGAGGCUGUCGAUGACGAUGAUGACGAGCAAGAAGACGGCCCCUCGCCUGCCUCCGUUCUCGACUUCUCAUCUUCCUUCGACGCUGAGCUGUCGCCAUCCGACCUCUCCCAGGCAUCUGCAGUGGGUGACAAGCCCACUCGUCUCCAUCCACCUCACUUCGGCCCGUUCCUAUACCCUCGCCCACCCCCCUCCCACCUCACCAAGCUGAUGCAGACCCCGCCCCACCCGUCCCUCUCCUCGUCUGUGCAUGGGAUCCCCCAGCCGAUACUCGAGAGCUUCCACCAGCUGUCGACCCCGGCUGGCGGCGCCGACGACACUCUUAGCGAGCAGGACGCGGGAUUCUUCCACUUCAUGAACGGCUAUGUCGACGUGCUGCAUGCCAACCACGACCACACGACGAGCCGGUCUAUACGGCAGCUCUACUGCCUGCACGUGACCAACCACCUGUUCAAGUGCCGGCAGGGGAUCCUGCGCAACAAUGCGGCGCUGAGCAGGGCCGUCAAGGGGGGCGGGGAAGCGGUCGAUCCGGCGGGCGAGGACCGAUUUCGCGACCAGGGGUUCACUCGCCCACGUGUGCUGAUUCUGGUGCCGUUCAAGAGUGUGGCCAAGGAGGUGGUCGAGACGAUCCUCAAGCUUUACCCACACAAGAAGCAGGUGGGUAGAGGGGAGAGGCGAAGACGGCGGUGCAUCGGUGCCGAUGAGCAUGUCCGUGUCCUGUGGUUUGUGCCUGCCUUCAUCAGGUGAUGCACCGGCAUCGGUUCGAGGAGGACUUCAGCGCCGAGGAUGGGGACGAGGAAGGCAAAUUCUGGCAGGUACGCCGAUGGCAAUCUCUCUGUCUGUGCCCGGAUGCAUCACCUCUUUCUGUGUCUGUGUCGUCAGGACCGGCACAAGCCCCCUGACUACAUCGACAUCUUCAAGGGCAACCAGUCUGACCGUUUCCGCCUCGGCAUCAUGUUCCUCAAGACCGGCGUGCGGCUCUACGCCCCCUUCUACUCGGCCGACAUGAUCGUCGCCUCGCCCCUGGGGCUGAGACUCAUCACCGGCGCACAGGUGAGAUGAGAGGGGGCAGCGAGCUGACGACAUUCAUUCUCGGCUGUGUGUGGUGUGUGCAGGGCGAGAAGGACACUUCUCGCGAGUAUGACUUUCUGUCGUCCAUCGAGUUGGUGGUGAUCGACCGUGCUGACGUCCUCAAACAGCAGAGCUGGGAGCACGUCGAACACGUCAUGCAGGUCCGUGUGUGGCGUGUGUGGGUGUGUGCACCCCACACAAUCACACACGCACACGGACUGGUGCUGGCAUACAUGGGUGGAUCAGGCGGUCAAUCUGAAGCCUAAGGCCCUUCACGACCUCGACAUCCGCCGUCUGCGCCCCUCCUACGCGGCUGGACGGGCAGCCAACUACCGCCAAAUGAUUGUCACGUCGUAAGCACAGUCUGCCCGUCCGCUUGCUCGACUGGCCAUCUCAUUCAUCGGGUGCGGCUGGUUUGUGUGUCCUCUGUGUUGUCAGUGAUGGGAUGAAUGUCGAGUCGACGGCCCUCCUGGCGUCAUCGUGCAACUAUCGCGGCCACGUCAAGCUGCUCGUGCCGUCCACCGGACAGCCGCUCGCACGCGCAGCAGCAACAGGUACGUAAGACAAAAUGCGAUCCUCUCGUGAGGCGUUCGUAUCGUUUUGUUCUCUUUCCUUGGCUUGUGCAGGGGUGCGUCAGCUGUUCCAGCAGGUGCCCUGCAGCGAUGUCAACGAGGCGCCCGAGGUCAGCUGAGGCAGGAUGGACAGGCAUCAGCGACAGACAGACUGGAUAUCUCCUCCCUCCUCUCUGUGUGUCUGUCGAUGCAGAGGAUGCUGCAUUGGCUGGAGAAGAAGGCCUACCCGACGGUGAUCAGCACCCUGUCGCAGCUCAUACUCGUGGUGCCCUCAUACGUCGAGUUCGUCAGGUAGAUCACUUGCCCACACUCGCAUCACCACUGCUUGACAUUACUUGACUCACAUGUCUGUCUGUGUGUCUAUCGAUCAGUGUGCGCCAAGUGCUUCGGUCACUGGACGCCGAGUUCUGUGCCUGCCACGAGUACUCUUCCAAGAGGGCCAUAUCGCGGGCGAGAGCCUUCUUCGCUCAAGGCAAGCACUACCCGAAUGACUGAUCAACUGUCGUCUGCCUCUGUGUGGCUCUGUGUGGCCAGGCCGCAUCAAGCUGAUGGUGGUGUCGGAGCGGUGGCUCUUCUACCGCCGAUAUCGCCUCGCGGGCGCCGCCCACCUGCUUUUCCUCGGACCCCCCGAGCGGCCGGCCAUCUACUGCGAGUUGAUAGACGGCCUCAGCAACCACUCUCAGGCGCUGGUGCUGACGUACUUCACUGCGGCCGACUCGAUGUCGCUGGAGCGGCUGUGUGGGCCCGUCAAGGCACGCAAGAUGAUCAAGGGGCCGCCACAGAAAGUGUUCGCAUUCACAUGAUGUGACGUGACUGACCGUGUGACUGUGGAGGAAUGGACUGUUUGCUUGGUCUGUGAUCAGAAUCUGUUUGAGUGAUCAAUGCGUGUGUGAACGUGUCAAUCAUCACAACGGAUUGCAAAUGACACUCAAAAGAUCCAUCCUGCC